AUGCGGUGGAGGACUGCGUAUCUCUGCAGAACUUCAUGCCUGUUGUUAUGUAUUUUCACUUUCUCUAAGGCUCUGUUCGCCUCCAGUGCGAGGCCGCGGAAGCCUUAUGGAGCCGCUGUCCUCUCCGUGCCCUCCGUCGACGCACCGCUGGGACGACCCCAGCCAGCGGCCGCCAACAAGGGGCCCGAAUUUUCUUUUGCAGAAGCCCAAAAGGGUUUUCCUUCAUUCUCAAACGUCCAGGAUAAUGAAGAGAGGUCCCUGGAAGAGCUACAGGGGGCCCAAGGCCCAGACAUCUGGGGCGGAGCUGGCAGCGGCAGCUCCACCCCGCAAGCCCGCCAGCAGCCGCACGGCAGAAGGCGCUCGAGGCUGCGGCGGGUCUUCCAAAACGUGCGCAGGAGAGCUGCAGAAAAAAUGAGGAGGCUCUGGCGAGGCAUCCGGAGGGGCGCCGCAAGGCUGAAGGCGGGGGCGCGCCGAGCGGCGAGAGCCAUCUUCAGACGAUUGCCAGUACUUCGGAGGAGACAGCGGGGCCCAAAGGCAGAGCCAGAAGCCCCGCAGCCAUCCUUGACUGCUCCCGCAGGGUUAGCGGGGCUCGGCGUGGCUGCUGCUGCCGCACUUCCCGCCGCAGCAGGCGCAGCAACUGCAGCAGGGGAAGCAGCGGGCGAGCCUUCUGCGCCAGAAGCGCAGCCGCCCGUGGAGCCUGCUGCAGAGUCGCCUCCUGCGAAGGAACUUGAAAAGGAGGAAAGAGAGGCAGAGCCGCAGACAGAGACGCCCCCCUCCAGUCCCCCGGAGUCUGACGAAUUCGUGGAGGCCCUAACGCCCGAGGCUUACCGAGCCCUCUACCCACCUUCGCAGCCCGAAAAGGAAGAAGACGCAGCUGCUGCUGUUCCCGCGGAGGCCCCCCCGGCUGCGCCUCCUGCUGCUCCGGCAGGCCCUGCGGAGCCAGUGCCAGAGGACUGUGCCGAGUUUUUGCUGGAGUUCAGCGACAACCUGAAGUGGGUCAACGACCGCGCUCCCGAGCUGUGCGCGCUGUGGAGUCUGUUCGCGCGUGAGCCCAACAUCUCGCGCGGCGGCACCAUGGAGCCUCGGGCUUUCGAGAUAUCGAAACAAAUUUCAGAGGCGAAACUCCUGGAGCCCGCAGACAGCAGCUUCAACGCCACCAAGCUCCGAGUGACGCUGGAUCUGGCCCAGGCUGAGGACGGCGUGGCGCGGGCUGGCAAGUACACCGACGACUUUUGCUGGUUCACCAGGCCGGAGAGCAUCAUGAAAAGACUGAGUCCUGAGGAGAAGGAGGCGGCCGACGAGGUCACCAACAACUACGUGGGCUUCCUCCGCAAUCCCUGCACAGUGUUUGACCGCCUCAUGCGCCACAUGGAUGUGGCUGAGGUCGAUGCCAACAUCUGCGUCGAAAAGGCCGAAGAGGAAAUCAAGGUGAGGGAAGUGUUAAAAGAGGUCUUGAUGGCGCAGAGAAACAGACUCGAGGAGGCAGUGCAAUCGCUUAAUCUCACGCCUCACCAGAUGCGGGUUGGAAACGAUGCAAUAAAAGACCUGCAGCAGCUGAGCAACAGAGAAUCUUGUUCCAUGGAGAUCCUUCACAUAACGAAGGAACAUGCCAAAAAUAUCAAAACGUUCAUCAUUGACUACAAGGCAAAUGGACACCACUGGUGGAAAGUGCAGUGGCCGGGAAAGAUUGCGGGUAUUAUGCCUUCCGCCAGGGGGUCCAAAAUUGUGCCGCCUCACGUUGCCAAAGAAUGCAGAGCCUAUGAGAACAGCAAGCAGCCCAGUGACCCUAGUGAGGUUACGGAGCUCCUUGAGUGGUUCUGGGAAGUGGCGCUUCUAAGAAGUGAAGCGGGUCAACAAUAA
This is a messenger RNA of Eimeria tenella, 1860 nucleotides long. RefSeq lists its product as uncharacterized. Lineage: Eukaryota; Apicomplexa; Conoidasida; Eucoccidiorida; Eimeriidae. The transcript has a single exon. Bases 1 to 1860 code for a protein of 619 amino acids. The record is from RefSeq and is a predicted model, not a curated record.